Gorilla gorilla gorilla (western lowland gorilla) is the source of this 2237-nucleotide messenger RNA. It is a transcript of the gene TMEM79, whose product is annotated as transmembrane protein 79. Bases 224 to 1408 code for a protein of 394 amino acids. Gene Ontology annotation, biological process: regulated exocytosis. Gene Ontology annotation, cellular component: lysosomal membrane; trans-Golgi network membrane. The record is from RefSeq and is a predicted model, not a curated record. The transcript is spliced from 4 exons. NCBI's taxonomy places the organism in Eukaryota, Metazoa, Chordata, Mammalia, Primates, Hominidae.
AGGAGGGCGGGGCCUGCCCCUUUAAUCUGGGCCCCACCUGCUCUGGUCAGACAGGUUUUGAGACACAGGUAAAGGGAGGGAGACAGAGAGAAAUACUUGCAGAGCCAGCAGGUAGCUGGGCAGCUCCUUCCCGGACGGACGGAUGGACAGACGCUGGGGACCCUCCACUCCAUAUGGAAAGAUGACAUGACCUUGUGGUAGAUCCCAGAACUGAGGCCCCAGGAUGACAGAACAGGAGACCCUGGCCCUACUGGAAGUGAAGAGGUCUGAUUCCCCAGAGAAGAGCUCACCCCAGGCCUUGGUUCCCAAUGGCCGGCAGCCAGAAGGGGAAGGUGGGGCCGAAUCCCCGGGAGCUGAGUCCCUCAGAGUGGGGUCUUCAGCUGGAUCUCCCACAGCCAUAGAGGGGGCUGAGGAUGGUCUAGACAGCACAGUAAGUGAGGCUGCCACCUUGCCCUGGGGGACCGGCCCUCAGCCCAGUGCUCCGUUCCCGGAUCCCCCUGGCUGGCGGGACAUUGAACCAGAGCCCCCUGAGUCAGAACCACUUACCAAGCUAGAGGAGCUGCCCGAAGACGAUGCCAACCUGCUGCCUGAGAAAGCGGCCCGUGCCUUCGUGCCUAUUGACCUACAGUGCAUUGAGCGGCAGCCCCAAGAAGACCUUAUCGUGCGCUGUGAGGCAGGCGAGGGCGAGUGCCGAACCUUCAUGCCCCCCCGGGUCACCCACCCCGACCCCACUGAGCGCAAGUGGGCUGAGGCAGUGGUGAGGCCGCCUGGCUGUUCCUGUGGGGGCUGCGGGAGCUGUGGAGACCGUGAGUGGCUAAGGGCUGUGGCCUCCAUGGGAGCCGCACUCAUUCUCUUCCCUUGCCUACUAUACGGGGCAUAUGCCUUCCUGCCGUUUGAUGUCCCACGGCUGCCCACCAUGAGUUCCCGCCUGAUCUACACACUGCGCUGCGGGGUCUUUGCCACCUUCCCCAUUGUGCUGGGGAUCCUGGUGUACGGGCUGAGCCUGUUAUGCUUUUCUGCCCUUCGGCCCUUUGGGGAGCCACGGCGGGAGGUGGAGAUCCACCGGCGAUAUGUGGCCCAGUCGGUUCAGCUCUUUAUUCUCUACUUCUUCAACCUGGCCGUGCUUUCCACUUACCUGCCCCAGGAUACCCUCAAACUGCUCCCUCUGCUCACUGGUCUCUUUGCCGUCUCCCGGCUGAUCUACUGGCUGACCUUUGCCGUGGGCCGCUCCUUCCGAGGCUUCGGCUACGGCCUGACGUUUCUGCCGCUGCUGUCGAUGCUGAUGUGGAACCUCUACUACAUGUUCGUGGUGGAGCCGGAGCGCAUGCUCACUGCCACCGAGAGCCGCCUGGACUACCCGGACCACGCCCGCUCGGCCUCCGACUACAGGCCCCGCCCCUGGGGCUGAGGCUCUCCGCCCUCGCCCUCGGAGUAGGGGGUAGCGGCUUGGGUCUGACACAUCUUUGAACCUUGUGGCCAGGCCUGGACUUCGCCCCCAGGCCUAGGACCGCGGUGGGUGGAACCCUGCUACUGCCCCAACAGGGACUCCAAUCAGAGUUCUCCCCUUGCCGGAGCUGCCCUUCACCUUUGGGGCCCGAGACAGUCAUAAGGGAUGGACUUAGUUUUCUUGCAGGGAAAAAGGUGGACAGCCGUGUUUCUUAAGGAUGCUGAGGGCAUGGGGCCAGGACCAGGGGAGAGGCACAGCUCCUUCCUGAGCAGCCUCUCACCACUGCCACAAGGCUCCCUAAUGCUGGUCUCUGCUCCACUCCCCAGCUUCCCGUGAGGCAGGAGGCAGAGCCACAGCCAAGGCGCUGACCACUUCUGUGCCAGUUGUCUAAGCAGAGCGCCUCAGGGACGCUGGAAAUGCCUUAAGGAUAGAGGCUGGGCAUCACAUCAAAUGGGACUGUGGUGUUUGGUGAAAACCUUCCUGGGGAUCUGGAUUCAGGACCCUCCAUGACUGGCCUAUUUACUAUUUACAGCUGGCCAGUCCAGAGCUGCUGCUCUUUUACCUAUUUAGGCCCCUGUAACUUCCCACCUUUAAACUGCCCAGAAGGCAUGUCUCUCCCACGGGAAGAGGGGAACAGACAGGGAAAUCUGCCUACCAAGAGGGCUGUGUGUGUGUUUGUGCCCACGUAUGGUGGCUGGGGAGUGCCUGGAUGGUGCGGUGGUUGAUGUUAACCUAGUGUGUGUGUGUGUGUGUGUGUGUGUGUGUGUGUAACAAUAAAUUACUACCAGUC